Drosophila eugracilis is the source of this 2539-nucleotide messenger RNA. RefSeq names its product golgin IMH1 (gene FLASH). The transcript has 5 exons. The record is from RefSeq and is a predicted model, not a curated record. The coding region runs from base 75 to 2513 and encodes 812 amino acids. Lineage: Eukaryota; Metazoa; Arthropoda; Insecta; Diptera; Drosophilidae.
UCAUCACUUAUUAUAUUUGCUCAUCGCUAAUUUCAACUGGUGGCUAGAAGAGUGUUUAUAAAUUUGUUAAACUUAUGGCGGACCAGUUAAACAUCGAGGGCCGCAUCCAAAAAGCGGUGGCGAAUGGUAAAGACAAAAACGAUGAAAAUAAUGCUUAUGCCACGAAACCCGACGAUAAGCAAGUGCUUCCACAAUCUCUGGAGAAAUUUGUGGACUUGAAAAGCCAGCGGUCGACUGAAGUAGAGCUCAAGGAGUGGACAACGACCGAAAAAAUGGAUAGAUCCCUUGAUUUAGACAUCUACGACGAUUUGGACGAGAUAAAGUCUCAAGGCUCGACAAAGAUUGUUGAAAAGGAGAGAUCUCUUGAUUUGGACAUCUAUGACGAUUUGGACGACUUCCAAAAAGCUGAAGACCACAAAACCAAGGAGCUGCUGGCAUGGGAAGUCAAAUAUGAAAAGGCACAAGCCGAAAUCCAGGAUCUAAAGAUUGAGAAUAAAGCGCUCGGAAAGAAGAUCAAGACUAUGGAGGUUAAUUUGCAGAAUCUACUCGACACGGCGAAGGCUGAAGUAAAGAGGAAAGAGGCCCUGAUUGCCCAAUUGCGAAAGGAAAAGGACGACUUGUGCUUCCGGCGUAAGCGAGGGCGAGAAGUCGACGAGAAAGGGGAAAAAGGGCAAGAGAGUAAGCGGAUCAAAGAAUGCCAGUCGAAUGCCCAGAAGAACUCGGAAACGGAUAGAAAUCCUUUCAAGACUGCAUCAAAAAACGACACUAGAAAGGCAAACUUUAAAAAUGAUGAAAAAAUGACGAAAACAAGGGAAGACACCAAGAAGUCGAUCAUACGAACCAACUAUCCAGAGCUGGGACAGCCUAAGACCAACGAACAGAGAUCGAGCACUCACAAUCAUUAUUCAGGAAAAGGUCACAGAUCAAGAGAUCGACGACAUAGCCGAAGUCGGAGCCCAAAACAUAGCUCUAGACUAGAUACCAGGAGUUCUAAAUGCAGUGCCCGGCAAGUUAAACGUGGAAGUCGUUCCCAGUCCCCCAGAAUCAAUUUGCCAGAAGAAAAGCCUCAAGCAACGGCGGCCCUACUCGAUGAAGCGAAUGACUCCCGGAGUGAGAGCCCGCAAAUUAAGUUGGCCAAACUUGAAACUGGAUCGUCGAAAAAAGUCGCUUCCAACGAAAGGAAUACUAGUACAAAUUCGAUAUUUAUUCCAAAGGAUUCUUCUGAAGUCUGUAAAAGUAAACAUGCUAUAAUUCCGGGAUUGCACUUGAUUUCCAAGUCGGAAUGUGCAGCUUUUGUCCCAAACGACAUCGAACCAGUAGAGAUGAUAAAGCCUGUCGAAAAACUUCUAACUAUAUCGAAUCAUUCAAAGGACUCUGCAAGCGAAGCUACGAAACAUUGUAAAAAAGAAGAGCAACAACUUAACAGACUUGCAAAUGAAAGUCAAGCGAGGGAGCCGCUAGUAAAAUUCAACAAAAAAACAAAUUUAGAAAUUAAAGACGUACUAACAACCAAAAAGCCAGAGACUGUAGAUCAACCAGUAUGCAAAGAUGCUGCUACAGCCUAUAAAGAUGUCGAUCCUCCGAGUAUAGAUAAUAUUAAAGCAGGCUCAGGGACUGAUGAACAUAACCAUGCGAUUAAAUUGGACGCCGGAAUACAGAUAAUCGAGGAUAUUCGACUGCCAAAAAUGGCUGAUAUUGACCACAUAGCUGUUAAAGUCGAUAAGCAGUGCAAAGAAACUUCAGCAAUCUCGGAUUCAAAAGUACAAAACAUUGAUUUAUUUGUUAAAACGCCCGAGAAUUGCAACUCUCGUUUUAAAGAGUUAAAAGAUCAAGAACAUAUCAGCUCUGCAGUCGAUACACCUAUUAAGUCUUCCACUAUUCUGUAUGCUAAGCCCGAUUCAACGAAACUGGAUCACAACGAUGAAAAUGACGAGGUUAUUCUGGAAGCUGCCAUGAAUUUGCUGAUGAACGAACAAGAGCCGUCGAGCAUCGUGGAUCCUAGCUAUACAAAUCUGAGUAAUGCAGAAGAUACCAUUGAGAUGGCAUUAGAGCAAUUACACCAGCAAUCACCAGACGAAACUGUAGUGACUUCAACAUCGAAUAGAGCACAACAGACGCCUAAACUAAAUCUUAUUACGAUCCUCACUCAAUCUCCCAACCAGUGUAGUCCUUCAAAGUCCAAAGCGAAAUCGAAGAAGUUAUCACCAAAAGUGUCACCAGAAAAGACGACCAUCGAGAAAACCCCGCUGAAAAAAAGAAAACUCAACAUAGACAGUCCGACGGAGGCACCAUCGGUGGCCAAGCUGGAUUUGACUAUUGACGAAUCCUUGGAAACUAGCUUGGGUAACGAUGCCUCAACAAUCACCAAACGUUGUUCUCUUGGGCACACCGAUUACCAGUACGAGCAAAUAAAAGACGAGGUCAUUUUGAGAGUAAAACGUCGUUGCCGACGCAGAAGACCUGUAUCGGUGGAUAUACAGACACCUAAUGCAGUCGACCAAGCAAUUAAAUAAAUUUUUUGAUUGGCAUUUAUAAUUUA